Messenger RNA from Trichophyton verrucosum HKI 0517, 486 nucleotides. RefSeq lists its product as uncharacterized. The transcript has 2 exons. NCBI's taxonomy places the organism in Eukaryota, Fungi, Ascomycota, Eurotiomycetes, Onygenales, Arthrodermataceae. Gene Ontology annotation, cellular component: cytoplasm. Bases 1 to 486 code for a protein of 161 amino acids. The record is from RefSeq and is a predicted model, not a curated record. Gene Ontology annotation, molecular function: carboxylic ester hydrolase activity; palmitoyl-(protein) hydrolase activity. Gene Ontology annotation, biological process: protein depalmitoylation.
AUGGAGGAGUUCUUUGCCCAGCGUGACGAGGAAGGCAUCCUGAAGUCCCGCGAUUACUUCAACACUCUCAUCAAAGAAGAAAUAGACAAGGGAAUCAAACCCUCUCGCAUCGUAUUCGGUGGGUUCUCUCAGGGCGGAGCUAUGGCGCUGGUCACCGGCUUCGCUUCCCCUGUAAAGCUAGGUGGUAUCUUUGGCUUGUCAUGCUACCUUCCUUUGUCUUCUGAACAGCUCAAGAAGCAUAUCCCAGAGGGUUGGCCGAAUCAGAAGACACCCCUUUUUAUGGGCCAUGGAGAUAUCGAUCAGGUGGUUAAGCACCAGUAUGGAGAGAAAACUGCCUCCAUCCUGAAGGAUAUGGGCGUCGACGUCGACUUUAAAACUUAUCACGGACUGGGCCAUUCCGGCGAUCCAGAUGAGAUUCAGGACCUCGAGAAAUUCCUUGACCGCAUCAUCCCGGCUGAGGGAACUGCGGCCUCUUCUGAGUUAUGA